UAGCAUGCCGCCGACAUCAGAGGGGAAAAUCCAGAAGUUUUUGUUGAUUUCCGUUUAAAAACGAGGACAAAUGGAUCGAUGAGUGAACUGGCACCGAUUUAAGGAUUUACUGGUAUAAUCAGCUCACGACAUGAUGCACAUUAUACUGGGCGCCAGUGAUGUACAGUCUAUUCUCCUUCAUCCAUCCUCCCAUCACCAUGGAGCUCUCAUCUUUACUUCAUGACCUUCAUCUUUCCUCCUCAGAUAAGUCCCUCCUCCCUUCAUCUCUUCCUCCAAUCACAGAGCUCCUGACUGUGCUGCAGGAGAAGCUGACUGGAGCGUCGUCAGACUCUGAGAAGAACUCUCUGAUUGGCCGGGUUGAGAGUUUUUUCCUAACAGCUGACCCUAACUGGCUGUUCCCUUCAGCCUCAGAAGCCAAUCAGGAUGCUGGGUGGGUGGAGCUUCAGGCUGCUUACAGUUCUGUGGUCUGUGCUCUGAUUGGCUGUGCAGUUCUGCCGUUGUGUGAGGAUGACUGCAGUUCUCUGCCGGCCUCAGCCUAUCAGAGCGUCCCAAGUCGAGCUGAGAAGGUUUGCGUAGCCCUCAACGCAUUGCUGGGAACUCUGGGAAAUAGAGGCGGUCUGGAUGAUCUGCUGCUCGCUGUGGCUCCACCCAUCUGCGUGUUCGCUGUCACACAUUUCCAGGAUCAGGUGUGGACCAACUCCUCCUCCCAAGCGGCGGCUCAGUGCCUGCAGGAGGCACUGUUGAGAGCAGGAGGCUGGAGAGACUCCUCCCACCUCCUGAUGGGGGACGGGAGUCGGGAAGACGAGAAGGGGGGAGGGACAAAUAGAGGAAUAGUGGGAGGAAUCCUGGACGUCCUGCAGCCUCAUCUGACCAAGGAAAAAUGGCAUCGCUGUGAAGCAGUGAAGUUGGUGUUUGCAUGGACUCUCCUGCAGGUGACUCGCCCCUCUCUCUCCCUCCACCUGCACCGCUUCUUUCCAUUUUCCCUCCUCCUCAACGACCACUUCAGACCAGAGAACAGCAUUCUGGGAGUUCGCUGUCUGCAUCACAUCGUGCUCAACACGCCUGCUGCAGAUCUUCGUCAGUUCAACAGAGCAGAAGUUGUCUACCAGGCUUUGUUCAAACAUCUUUACACCACAGAGGCGGCUGUCAUACAGCCCGUCCUGACGUGUCUGUUGGAUCUGAUGUUGGUUUUGGAGAAGUCUCCGUCUUCUCUGGCUCCCUCCUCUUCUCCAAGGAAACCCUGUCGCCAUGACGAUGUGCUGCGCCUGAUGCUGACACACAUGGAGGCGGAGCACAAGGUAGCGCUGAGGCGUGUCUAUGCCUCUGCCCUGCCUUUGUACAUAGACAGGAUGGGUGUGGUGGUUUGCAGACAUCUGAAGCGGCUGGAGCAGGUGAUGCUGGGAUACCUGGAGGUGAAAGAUCCGCCUGAAGAGAUGAGUCGACUGAACGUCCUGGAGGCGCUGCAGAAAACCAUUAGAGCUGCAUGGCCACGGAUUUCGUGUCGUGUUACUGUGCUGCUGCGUUGCCUGUUGAAGUUGCUGCUUGACGUUUCCUCAGACUCUCAGCUCAGUGAUUCUGUGCGACAGCAGCUGAUGAAUCAAACGACUCUUUGCAUAAAGCAGCUGGAUGACGUCUCCCAUGGAAACCUACAGCCUCUCCUCCUGCAGGUCGAUAGUAGCUGCUGCAGCUCCGAGGUCUUGAGCUACCUUUCAACCAUAACCAUAACAACAGACAGGUGAUGAAGCACACCUGGAACAUUGUGAAAAGAGACUGUAACAGACACAGAAGACAGAGCGUC
Molecule: messenger RNA, 1798 nt
Organism: Cheilinus undulatus (humphead wrasse)
Lineage: Eukaryota; Metazoa; Chordata; Actinopteri; Labriformes; Labridae
Gene: tti2
Product: TELO2 interacting protein 2
Exons: 12
Coding region: 159-1739 (526 amino acids)
Cellular component (GO): cytosol; centrosome; nucleoplasm
Source: RefSeq, a predicted model, not a curated record